AUGCCUAUCCUCGAUAAGGAGAACCGCCCCCGCGGGCUGCGGAUGCCGUCGCUUUCCGCCAUCAAAGGAGGGCUCAAGAAGCAACAGACAUCUGAACCCUCGCCGCAAAAGGAUUUCCAUCCCGUCCAGCUGCCAGCUGCUUCAUUGUAUCCUACCGACACUGUACCUGUGUUACCUUCCGCCAGACCGCAAGAGAAAGAGUUGCCGCCGAACCCGCUGUCGGGGCCGCCCUCCAGCUCGCCCCCCGCCGUCAACGCCAAUGACUUCAACGACCGACCUCUUCCUCGGUUUCCUCGAGUCCCCGUGCCUAAACCCGAGGAACCGGCCGCUCCAGUUAUCCUACAAGAAACGCCGCCUCCGACCGAAGAACCGAAGCUUCCCGCCGACCCCGGAUCGGAUCGCUCUCCGAAUGCCCAGGUUCACCAUACUUAUUUCCCCUACCGCGAUCCGAGUCCAAACCACGGGCAAUCGGACGAUACGGAUGAUCCGUUGGAAGACUUCAUUCCGGAGCCCGAGCCCGAGCCGGACGUGGAUGGGACUGACGCGCCCAUCGAGCCGAUGUCCAGCGAGGAGAACAAUGGACCUUGGACACCGCCGGAUAUCGAGCCCGUUGCGGCGCCGUUGAACAAGCUUCACUUUGCGUGCUACCAGGGCCACCGGUCCAUGCCGGCGGCUAACAAUGCCUGGUACCCGCUGCCAUGUAUGACCUGCCAGAAAUUCGACCGAGAGGUGCGAUUUCGAUGCGUGUUCUGCUGUCUGCGCAUCUGCGCCGGCUGCAUGCAGACCCUCCAAAAACUCCCCAAUCGGUCGCUAGAUCAAUUGAUGGAGACCAUCACUUCUCCCGAGUAG
This is a messenger RNA of Aspergillus steynii IBT 23096, 849 nucleotides long. RefSeq lists its product as uncharacterized. Bases 1 to 849 code for a protein of 282 amino acids. The record is from RefSeq and is a predicted model, not a curated record. The transcript has a single exon. Lineage: Eukaryota; Fungi; Ascomycota; Eurotiomycetes; Eurotiales; Aspergillaceae.